AUGGCACCUUUACACCUUUCCACUAUCCUCGCCCAUACACCUUCAGCUCUUCUAUCCCAAAUAUCGCGUAUAUCUUCCAAGUACGGCGGUCGCGGUCAUGCCAUCCUUUUUACGCUUUCGAAUAACUUUGAAGCUGCUAGUGAGCUACAGAGUGUGGUCGAUGGGUUGACGAGCUUGAGUAAUUGUGGAGAGGAUAAAGGACGGACGCUGGGCUGUUUGGUCGAUUCAAUUAGUUCCAUGAGGCUCCCUGCGUCGAAUUCUUCUCAAAAAUCCAACAACCCUGAAUAUACCAACAAUAUACUUUCCUGUUCAAUCGGCGUGUUUGACUCCAGUCGCUGUGUUCCAUUCUACUCAGAGCUUCGGGGGCGGACGCAACCUCAAGUUGGCCGGUGGCAUGCGUUCAGAAAGAAAAAUGUUCAUAACGGUGACCCCAAUUCAAUAUUCAACAUCAAAGACAGCGAUACGAACGAGUGGGAACCGGAUUGGGCCCUCACGUCCAUGAACGGGGAACAAAAGGCGGGACAAGUAAACUGGGAAGAUAUCUGGAGCCGUUCGAUUUCGAAUACUUCAUCGACCUCUGAACUGCUUCCGGAUUCUUUGCGCGACAUAGACCAUACUAAAAUCAAAACAGUCCUUUCAUUAUCGAAUGUAAAUCCCGAUACCCUUACCCAUGUACUCCACGAUUCUCUACCCCAAGCAUCUGCUCUCACAGUGAUCGCUUCCCCUACGCACUUCACGACUGGACGCCCUGUGACAUUGUUUUUGGACGGGAAGAUCCACGGGGAGGGCGCGGUGGGCCUAGCAUUUUUAGAUGAUGACAUGAAGAACAGGACAGAAUUUAUAGGCGUAAAGGCACUCUCAAAACCCAUGACGAUCACCAGCCGUGAGGGUAACAUGGUGAACGAACUAGAUUCUUCCAAUCCUACAAAGCUGCUUAUUGCCUCGCUCGACUCGGCGGGACUGUCGCCUUCAUCCCAACUUGGAACCUCUUCUUCCGUCCGGCAUUUCAAAGACGGGGAACAGUUCGCUCUUGGGGUUCUCUCUGCUGACGGCAAUUUGACAAGCACGUACAGAAUUACAGCCGGGGACCCUUCAUCUCGAGGCGGGAGCCUUUCUCUCGACGCACACGCUGCGCCGGAGGUGGGUACCAUCGUACAGUCUUCGGAGCAUGGCUCAGAUUUUGUGCGCGUGAUUGAGAACGCUUUCAUUGUCCCAUCUACUCAAGGUUUUGUAUUUUCAUCUGCACUCCAUCCUAUGUGGACAUGCUCUCUUCCUGGAGGCUCAGUCGCAUUGGAAUGGAUCUAG
Molecule: messenger RNA, 1305 nt
Organism: Psilocybe cubensis
Lineage: Eukaryota; Fungi; Basidiomycota; Agaricomycetes; Agaricales; Agrocybaceae
Exons: 5
Coding region: 1-1305 (434 amino acids)
Source: RefSeq, a predicted model, not a curated record